This is a messenger RNA of Naegleria lovaniensis, 3717 nucleotides long. RefSeq lists its product as uncharacterized. The transcript has a single exon. Gene Ontology annotation, cellular component: exocyst. Gene Ontology annotation, biological process: Golgi to plasma membrane transport; exocytosis. The record is from RefSeq and is a predicted model, not a curated record. Lineage: Eukaryota; Heterolobosea; Eutetramitea; Acrasida; Naegleriidae. Bases 1 to 3717 code for a protein of 1238 amino acids.
AUGCCUUACUUGUACAGCAACAGAUCGAGAAGCAGAGAGGAAGAUGAUGAUGAUGAGGAUGAAGAAAAUGAAGAGGACGAAGAUAUUGAGGAGGACGCUCAGCAGGAGGUCGAUGAUCAAGAAGAAGAAAAUGAGGAUCAUCAUAACGAGGAACACUUAGAGCAGGAUCAAGAUGAAGGUGAGGUGGAAGAAGAGCUGGAUCAAGACAGGGAGGAAGAAGGGCAUACUGAAAAUCAGGAGGAUGAAGAACAAGAGUUUGAUGAAAAGCUUGAGGAGAUGAAAGAGUUGGAAAGUGAAGUAUUGAAUGCGAUAGAUAGUGUUCCGACUUUAUAUUCUCAGCUAAAAACAAAUCAUAUCACUAUUGUAGCUCAGUCUUUAAUUCACGGAACACACAUUGAUGAUCUUAAUGAGCUUACAGAGCAUUAUGAUACUCUUUCUGAUGCUUUAUCUAAAUUGGUUGCUUUUAAUUAUCAAGAGUUUAACAAAUCCAUCAGAAAUUUCUCCGACAUUUUGGCAGAGCUGACUGAAUCACAGAAGAAAAUCCAACAAUUAAGAAACGAAGUUAGAAACACAAAAUCUUGUCUUACUUCCCAUGCAAUAGACCUUUCCUCGCUAUACACGAAUUACCUUCAACAUUCUGAGUAUCUAAGAAUUCUUAAUAUUAUUCACCAAGUCAAAGAGGUACCAGAAAAAAUAGCGUUCCUUAUUGAAAAAAAACACUUUUCAAACGCUAUCAAGCUCAUUCAACGAAGUUGCUCGUUUCUCAAAAACAGUGAGGAGUUGAAAUUCAUCAAAGGACUCGAGGAAAUUAGGAGUCAAAUCAAAAAUUACGAGAAAAAAUUGCCCGAGUUGAUGAUAAAUGUUCUCACCACACACUUGUACAGCGUGGACGUAGAAAAGUGCAAAGUUGAUGCUAACAACAUCAUAUCUUUCAAGGAGACAAAUAUUCAACCAAACCAUCAAAGACCUGCGUCCAUCAACAACGAAAUAAUUCGAAAGGAAAUUGAUAGACAUGAAUAUAAUCGGAAACUUGGAAGAGCAAUCUCUUAUGAAAAUGAAUUUGGAGUCUAUGCGAAAACUCCCAAUCUAUUCGAUUUUGAUGUUGGCACGGAUCUGUCAUUUGAUCCCGAGCAAGACAGCAAUUAUUUCUUGUCCAUGCUAAUUGACGGAUUGGAUACGUUAGGCAAGCUUUCCCUUCUUCAAUCAAGAAUGGUUCAUAGCUUGCAAUUUGACAUUAGAUCUCUUAUAGAGAAACACAUUCUUGAUUUUGUCUCUCAGAUGAAUGAAACGAGCGUUGGUUCAAAAAGCAAACCCGACCCUUCCAAAGACCAUCACAAAAUAACCAAUUCAAAUCGCUUGCGAGAAGUUCCUUUUAUUACUGCAAUGAUACAAGGGAAAACUCUGCAAAAGUUGUUUCAGAAAAUAUUUGACAACAUUGUUAAUCUCUUGAAAAAAUAUAAUUUCAUGAUUGGAAUAAUGGAGCUGAGAGCUGCCAGCCUUGAUUUUAGCAGUUUGUCACAAAGUAGUGACUUAAUUGCAACUCCUUUGGAUAUCAAAGUUUCCAAACCCGUUUUGACAAAGAUUAAGGAAGCAGUCAAACAAAAAUUAGAACAUUUGAAAAGCGCCAAUCCCAAAUCAAAUGCCAAGGAAGUUCACAAAUUGUAUGCCACAACGCUUGAAGAAUUGUUGAGCAACUUUUUGCAAACUAAAUUAGAGGAAGAUUUGUAUGUACGAGAUAUUAUCUCGCUGUUUGAGAAUCAAAUAGUCCUCAAAACAACACGACAAAACCUAUCAGCAAUCGAAACCGUAAAGGAAAAAUUUGUACAUUUAAUAACGGAAACUGUCUCUGAUUCCUCAUGUCCACACACCUUCACGGCAACCUAUGUAUGGAAGACUGCUCAAGAGGAAAUCAAAACGGUGCUGCGAGAUUUAUUUGGCCUCUCAAACAUGUCUCUUUUAGGCGCUCCUGAAAAAUCUAAUAGCACUGAUUCAACAAAGACCAAAGAUUCGGGGGUUCCCACAAGCAUAGAUGAUUUUUCUGUUUCUUUCAAGUAUUCAAAUAAUAUCGACGUUUAUGAGCACUUGCAAGAAGAAAAGACAAUAGAUUCAAGCUCUAUUAUUUCUACUGCUCUUUCACGCCAUUUUAUACUUUCACCAUAUAACUUGCUUUGGGCUUACAAAGAAGUCAUAGAUUUCAUUGAAAAGUGUAACAGCAUUAUUUUUGAUGAGUCAGAAUCGUCAUCAUCAUCAUCAUCUGAAUAUACAUCUCUUAAAGAAUUUUGCGAUGAGACAGUACGGCAUUUUCUCUUGUCAAUUGUUAGAAAUGAUUAUAGAACAAAAAUUAGCGAGCUUUUCAGGAAACAUUCACAUGCUUUCAGUAGUGUACACUUAAAGGAUUUUAAAGUCCAUGCUACCAUUUUGAAUACAUUUGGUGCGACAAAGACUGUUUUUUACGGGUCUAUGUGCUGCCUUAGAUGGAUUUAUGAAACAAUCAGCAUCGCUAGAACAAUUCCUGUUCAAAAACCAGAUUUUUAUGGAGUAGUAGAGCAACUGUUAAAGAGAUAUUUAGAUGAAAACACUACAUUUUUCGAUUUAGCAAUUUCUACAAGUUAUUGUCAACAGAUUUUGAAACAGUGUAGAGAAGUCUUACCAUUUCUGAUUAGCGAAGCUUUAUUUGUCAGAGCACAACAAUGGCGACCUCAGCAACUAAAACAGCCUCAGACUGAUGUUGAUCAUAUUCGAAGACUCUUUGAACAACACGUAGACGUUCCAAUAAGAAAUUUAGUUUUCGAUCCAUCUCGAAAGUCACACAUCAUUGACCGUACAAGUGGCUUUAUUUCACUUGCAACGUUGAACAAUACAUUGGAAUGGGUCUUGGAGAAUAUUUACAAGUUUCACUAUGAAAUUGUCCAAAAUUUACCCUCAUCCACAAAAAUUCCACAACAUAAUAACGCGAAAACCAAACCACGAAGGCUAUUAACCAACCCAAACACAGUGGUUGCCCUGUUGGCUAAUUCAAGUUUUCAGAUUGUGAAACAUUUGGAAGAUUAUUAUGACAAGAUUGUUUCGAUAUAUAAUGACUGCUUACUUGCAAUUAAGAUUGAUCUUCGAAUACGAUGCUUUUAUUACAUUGAUAGAGGGUUUAGCGAGAACAUCAAAGAAGCUGCCUAUGAUUGUGAAGAACAAAUUGAUUUACCGGAAUCUUUUGUGGAAGAAUUUAAUAAGGAUAUGCAUGGUAUUCAUAGAGCACUAAGUACUCAUCUUUCAGAAGACAAGAUGACCUAUGUAUUCGGAGGAUUGGGCAAGUUUGUGUCCGAUCUGUUAAUUGGCACUCUUGUUUCACAUUGUACUUCGAGCAAAGAGCCAACAAUACCAAAUUUCUCCAAGGUUGGUGUGGAAAUUAUGAAAAGAAAUAUUACAGCACUUCAGCAACAAAUAAGCGCCAUCACGCAAAAGCAUGAACAGCAUUUCAAUUUUGCACUUGAAUUUUACAAUUUGCUGCUUUUGGAAAAGAUUCAACUUUUGUAUCAUGUUAAAUCAGUGACGAGAUUUACCAAGCAACAAUAUCUAGCCGCUUUCAGAAUCAUCACUAGGAAUCUUAGUGAAGAGGAGCGUAAAAAAGCUGAGAAAGACUUUGAAACAACUUUCCACAGAGCAACGAUGGAAAGAAAGUCUGCGUCCUCUGCUUUGAAACUUGCUGGCAAUGAAGAUCAGUAA